UUUUUUUUCUCACACUGCACUUUUUUCCUUGUCAAACUAUCAUGCUUUUUGAACGACUCUUGCACCGAACCUCCCGCACUGCCUUUGCACUCCUUAGCAAGCGAGAUUACAGCGGUGGCCGUUUGAAGGGAAAGAAUGUAUUGAUCACAGGAGCGUCGUCAGGUAUUGGAGAAGCUUGUGCGCGCGAAUUUGCUAAAGAGGGUUCCAAUCUUAUUCUGGCCGCCAGAAGAUUGGAACGCCUGGAGAACCUGAAGAAGGAGCUGAAACAACAAUAUGGAAACAUUGAUAUCCACACAGUCGCUUUGGAUGUUAGUAAAAAGCAAUAUAUCGAUUGUGCUGUCAUCCCUUUGAAAGAAAAGAUUGAUGUAUUAGUCAAUAAUGCCGGCUUGGUGAUUGGCGUGGAUCAUCUGGCGGACGUGUCGGAGGAAGCAUUUGACACGAUGAUGGAUACCAACGUCAAAGGACUCGUUUUCCUCACUCAGGCUAUAUUACCGGGUAUGAAAGCUCGACAGACAGGUCAUAUCAUUAACCUGGGCUCUGUUGCUGGUAAACAAAGCUACCCAGGCGGUAGUAUUUACUGCGCUUCGAAACAUGCCGUAGACGCAAUCAGCCGAGCGUUGCUGUAUGAACUAGUGAAUACACCUAUACGUGUCAGUCAAAUAUGCCCUGGAUUAGUCAACACCGAGUUUUCCACCGUACGAUUCCGAGGCGAUAAAGAAAAAGCAGACAACGUGUACAAAGGCGUCGAACCUUUGGUGGGCCAGGAUAUUGCCGAACUAAUCACAUUUACUGCUUCACGACCUCCUCACGUCAAUAUUUGCGAUAUGCUCGUAUUCCCAACCCAACAAGCCGAUGCUCGUACAGUCCAUCGCCGAGAACAAUGAUGAAACGAUAACCUACAACACAUCGAAAAGAAUGAUGAACGAUCCGAGAAGUUUGUUUUUGUUUGUUUGC
Messenger RNA from Radiomyces spectabilis, 954 nucleotides. RefSeq lists its product as uncharacterized. Lineage: Eukaryota; Fungi; Mucoromycota; Mucoromycetes; Mucorales; Radiomycetaceae. The record is from RefSeq and is a predicted model, not a curated record. Gene Ontology annotation, molecular function: oxidoreductase activity. Gene Ontology annotation, cellular component: cytosol. Bases 42 to 884 code for a protein of 280 amino acids. The transcript has 5 exons.